This is a messenger RNA of Momordica charantia (bitter melon), 2670 nucleotides long. RefSeq names its product Pentatricopeptide repeat (PPR) superfamily protein (gene CRR22). The record is from RefSeq and is a predicted model, not a curated record. NCBI's taxonomy places the organism in Eukaryota, Viridiplantae, Streptophyta, Magnoliopsida, Cucurbitales, Cucurbitaceae. Gene Ontology annotation, biological process: RNA modification. Gene Ontology annotation, molecular function: protein binding; zinc ion binding; RNA binding.
GUUAGCCGUUUCUGCAGAAGGAGAGAGAGAGAGAGAGGAGAUGAGCUCGCAGCUAUUGUCCGUCUCCUCUGUUCCUCCAAUCGCCAUUGCCAGAACUCACAAUCAAACCCUAUCAACAAAACCAAGCUCCUUCUCCAUCCCCUCGUCGUCCUCUCCGGUCCACACUGUUUCAGAAAGAAUCCACAUUCCCUCCCAUGUCUACAGGCACCCAUCCGCCGUUCUCCUUGAGCUAUGCAAUUCCAUGAAAGAACUUCACCAAAUACUCCCUCUGAUCAUCAAAAACGGCCUUUACAACGAGCACCUAUUUCAAACCAAGCUCGUCAGCUUAUUCUGCAACUAUGGCAGCAUCCACGAGGCCGCUCGCGUUUUCGAGCCGAUCGAGGGCAAGCUCGACGCUCUCUACCACACGAUGCUCAAAGGGUACGCCAAGAAUUCGUCGCUGGAGACUGCUAUUGAGUUUCUCUGUCGAAUGAGGUACGAUGAUGUUAAGCCUGUUGUGUAUAAUUUCACUUAUUUGUUGAAGGUUUGUGGCGAUUGCGCGGAUUUAAAGAGGGGCAAGGAGAUUCAUGGGCAGCUGAUUGCAAAUUCUUUUGGGGCGAAUUUGUUCGCGAUGACUGGCGUUGUUAAUAUGUAUGCGAAAUGUAGGCAGAUUGAGGAUGCGUAUAAGAUGUUCGACAGAAUGCCUGAGAGAGAUUUGGUGUCUUGGAAUACAAUUAUUGCUGGGUAUUCCCAAAAUGGGUUUGCUAGAAGGGCAUUGGAGUUGGUUUUGAGGAUGCAAGAUGAAGGCCGGAGGCCUGAUUCGAUUACAUUGGUUACUGUUUUGCCUGCUGCUGCUGAUCUUGGGUCGUUAAUGGUGGGGAAGUCGAUUCAUGGGUACGCCAUUAGAGCUGGGUUUGCAAAGCUUGUGAAUAUUUCAACUGCUCUGGUUGAUAUGUACUCAAAAUGUGCGUCUGUGGACACAGCUAGGUUGAUUUUUGAUGCAAUGGAUCAGAAGACUGUUGUGUCAUGGAAUUCUAUGAUGGAUGGGUAUGUACAGAGUGGUGAGCCAGAGAUGGCUAUGGCAAUUUUUGAGAAGAUGUUGGAGGAAGGGAUAGAGCCAACCAAUGUAAGUGUUAUGCAAGCAUUGCAUGCCUGUGCUGAUUUGGGUGAUCUUGAGAGCGGGAAGUCUGUUCAUAAUUUAGUGGAUCAGUUGAAACUUGGUUCUGAUAUAUCUGUUAUGAACUCAUUGAUUUCUAUGUACUCCAAGUGUAAGAGAGUUGAUGUUGCUUCUGAAAUUUUCAAGAACUUGCAUGGAAAAACUCAUGUUUCUUGGAAUGCAAUGAUAUUGGGUUAUGCUCAGAAUGGAAGAGUGAGUGAGGCUUUGAAUUGUUUUUGUGAGAUGCAAUCUCUAGGUAUGAAACCUGAUUCAUUUACUAUGGUGAGUGUGAUACCUGCUCUUGCUGAAUUAUCGGUUACUCGCCAGGCCAAGUGGAUUCAUGGACUAGUUAUUAGAACUUGUUUUGACAAAAAUAUAUUCGUGAUGACCGCUCUUGUCGAUAUGUAUGCAAAAUGUGGAGCAGUUCAUAUGGCGAGGAAGCUUUUUAACAUGAUUGAUGAUCGGCAUGUCAUAACAUGGAAUGUGAUGAUAUAUGGGUAUGGGACGCAUGGACUCGGCAGAGCUGCUACAGAUCUUUUCGACGAAAUGCAGAAGGGAACAGUUGAGCCAAAUGAUAUAACAUUUUUGUGUGUUAUCUCUGCUUGCAGUCACUCAGGUCUGGUAGAUGAAGGACUCCACUAUUUCAAGAGCAUGGAACAGGAUUAUGGAUUAGAGCCUUCAAUGGAUCAUUAUGGCGCCAUGGUCGAUCUUCUCGGUCGAGCUGGCAGAAUCAACGAAGCUUGGGAUUUUAUCGAAAACAUGCCCGUUAGUCCGGGGAUUACAGUCUAUGGUGCCAUGUUGGGUGCGUGUAAAAUUCACAAAAAUGUCGAAUUGGGAGAGAAAGCAGCCAACAGACUCUUUGAGUUGAAACCUGAUGAAGGUGGCUACCAUGUUCUACUUGCAAACAUUUAUGCUUCAGCUUCAAAGUGGAGCAAGGUAGCUGAAGUAAGAAAAACAAUGGAGAAGAAAGGGCUUCAGAAAACUCCUGGUUGCAGCUUAGUGGAACUGAGAAAUGAGGUCCAUUCCUUCUAUUCAGGCAGCACAAGCCAUCCACAAUCCAAGAGAAUAUAUGCAUUUCUUGAGGAACUUGGGGAUGAAAUCAGGGCAGCUGGUUAUGUGCCCGACACUAACUUGAUUCAUGACGUAGAAGACGACGUCCAGGAGCAACUUCUCAACAGCCAUAGCGAGAAGCUCGCCAUUGCUUUUGGUCUUUUGAAUACCAGGCACGGUACUACGAUACACAUUCGAAAGAACCUACGAGUAUGUGGAGAUUGCCACAAUGCAACCAAGUAUAUUUCACUUGUGACUGGAAGGGAGAUUAUAGUGAGGGAUAUGCAUAGAUUUCAUCAUUUCAAAAAUGGAACCUGUUCUUGUGGAGACUAUUGGUGAACUCUAGGCAUACAAAUUUUCAUCCCUGUUGUAAACCUGUAACACCCAUUAUUGAUAAUAUAUAGCAGAAGAUAGGCUGUAUUUAUACCAACAAAACGCUUGAGAACGAUUCUUCGGUUCAAUAUAAGGUACUAACAAUUUUCUUA